GAAAACACGAUCGCAAUCAGAGAAAACAUCUUUAAUGUGUUACCGUGUCGCAUUCUCAAAGCACGAGCAGAACAGGGAGCGCGCACUCUGUACCCCCCUCCUUCCCCUCCCAAACAGCCGCACAUCCAGCAUCCAGCUUCAACUGCUGUAGGGGGCCACAUGCAUUGAAGGGACUAGCGUGAAGGCGCCCGGUUCCUCUCUGUGCUCGAGCCGUUUCACCGUGCGCGCUCCCGCUCAGAGACAGGCUUCGGGGAGACCGGAGAGCAGACCAGCGGCAGCGGGGAGAGAGAAAGAUGGAGGUGAGGGUCGGGGAGAGACUCCUGUGCCUGGCUGUGCUGUCCAGCGUCUUCUUCGUGGAUUCAGUCCUCGGGAAAUACGUCAAAGGCAUCGUCAACACCAAAGAGGACUGGGUUUUCCUCACUCGCUUCUGCUUUCUGACCGACUUUGGACGUCUGGACUUCCGGUUUCGCUAUCCAAAGUCUCGCUGCUGUCAGAACAUAUUGCUCUACUUUGAUGACAGUUCUCAGUGGCCAGCUGUGUACAAGAGGCACGAAAAGAACUGCUACCAGAAGGAAGCGGUGCUGCGGCCAGAGAACAACCAGGUCAUCAACCUCACCACACGCUACACCUGGUCAGGCUGUGUGGUGGAGGGAGACGGGAAUGAGGAGGUUCUGAGCUGCGUGGGUGGCCGUAGUUUUCGCUCAGUGAGGGAGAGAUGGUGGUACAUCGCUCUCAGCAAGUGUGGGGGCGAUGGCUUGCAGCUGGAGUACGAGAUGAAACUGACCAAUGGCCAGUCUUUCUGGACGCAGCAUUUCUCUGCAGAUGAGUUCGGAAUCUUGGAGACGGACAUCACGUUCCUGGUCAUCUUCUCCUUGGUGUUCCUCCUCUCCUGCUACUUUGCCUACAAUCUGAAGGGAAGACAGCUUCUUCACACAACCUACAAAAUGUUUAUGACGGCGGCAGGUGUGGAGGUGCUCAGCCUGUUGUUCCAUUGUGUCUACUGGGGCCUGUAUGCUAGAGAUGGAGUUGGCAACGGCAGCCUGAAAAUACUUGGGAAAUUACUGUUCUCUGUCAGUUUCUUGGUGUUCCUUCUGAUGCUCAUAUUGUUGGGCAAAGGUUUCACUGUCACCAGAGCGAGGAUCAGUCACAGUGGGUCAGUUAAGCUGAGCAUCUACAUGACAGUCUACACAAUCACCUACGUCAUCCUCUUCAUCUACGAGGCAGAGUUCUUUGACCCAGGUGAAGUGCUGUACGCCUAUGACAGCCCCGCAGGCUACGGACUGAUGGGCCUGCAGCUGCUGGCCUACGUGUGGUUCUGCUACGCCGUGCUGGUCUCUCUGAAACACUACCCUGAGAAACAGCCCUUCUACAUCCCUUUCUUCACCACGUACACACUAUGGUUUUUCGCAGUGCCUGUUAUGGCUUUGAUCGCCAACUUUGGGAUUCCUCGUUGGGCCCGGGAGAAGAUCGUCAACGGCAUUCAGCUCGGCAUCCACCUCUACGCUCACAUCGUGUUCCUCGUUAUCACAAGACCCUCGGCAGCCAAUAAGAACUUCCCAUAUCAUGUUCGGACGUCCCAGAUUGGGAUCCUGCUGUCCAGUCCGAAAGCAGGCGAGGGGGCAGAGAGUUUCCCCCAUCAUGCCUAUGGAAAUGGCUCCUUCCUGGGAGACUCUCAACCAAACUUUACUGAACUCUUCUCCAUCCAAUCAGACCCGGUGAAGACAGUGGAGGAGACGGUGGCCCGUAAAGGACCCGAGGUGCCAAGGAACAGCGAGCAGAAGAUCAUCACCACUGCUGCCGACUUGACGGCGAUAUUGCCCCCACCUCUGCCUCAGAUACCCCCACGCCUGGCCACAUGCUCACCCUCACUCCCGCCCCGACUCCCUUCCUUCACAGAGUAUUUCAGCAUGCAGAGCGGAGGAGGCGGAGGAGGAUUUGGAACGAAGGCAUGAGAUGGUACAGAGGGAGAGGGGGAAAGGCGUUGAAGGAACAGACAGAAUGACAAUACAAAGUAGAGUAAGAGUCAGAGUGGAAAUAAAGGUGUUACUGUUAAAAGACGGCCAAAAACAAGUUUGGAUGGGCGAAUAAGAGAAAUCAUCAGAAAAGUGAAACGGUCCCUUUUCACCUGUGAAUGGAAAUAACCGAAUGGAAGAGUGAGGGGGAAAUGUCUGAGAGAUAGGAGUGCUCAACUUGUUAAAGAAUAAAAAAGCAAUAAAAAUUUGAUGUUGACCAGUAAAUGGCACACAGGGAGAAAGAUGACAAAGUGGAUGUAGCCAGAGCAAUAGGAUGAUAGCUGUGCACGGUGCGGAAAUGAACAAAAUUCUUGAAAUACUUCUGUUCAAAAAUUCAUGAGGCAUUGAGGAUGGUGUAUCUGGAGGAGUUUGUAAAUAGCAAAAACAGGAGAGAGCUAUCACUCUAUAUAGUUUUAUUUCAAAAAAGGAAAUUUGUUGUCAUAUUUUUUUCCACAUUAUUAGAUUCCAGUUGGUGCUGUGACCAUCAGAAAAAUAUCAUGCCAUUACAUUUAUCCAAGUCAUGUAAAAAAAACAAGACUUUUUUUAUGUUUGACACAUUUUGAUAAAGCAUAGAUAUUAUAUGGAGUUUAUUGGGUUACUUUAUAUUCUUAUAUGCCUUCAUUGCAGCUGGUUAUUCUGGAUUGAUAUACUGAUGUGUUGAUGUAAAAUGUCACGUUUACUGUGGGCACUUCUAGGUACUCGUAAAACACGCAUGUUUGUAUCGUAUUCCCCGUCCAAAAAA
Molecule: messenger RNA, 2754 nt
Organism: Perca flavescens (yellow perch)
Lineage: Eukaryota; Metazoa; Chordata; Actinopteri; Perciformes; Percidae
Gene: tmem145
Product: transmembrane protein 145
Exons: 15
Coding region: 294-1952 (552 amino acids)
Biological process (GO): G protein-coupled receptor signaling pathway; response to pheromone
Source: RefSeq, a predicted model, not a curated record